Messenger RNA from Angiostrongylus costaricensis, 375 nucleotides. NCBI's taxonomy places the organism in Eukaryota, Metazoa, Nematoda, Chromadorea, Rhabditida, Metastrongylidae. The record is from the annotation of a GenBank genome assembly.
AUGUCUGUUGUAAGCGGCAGUGAACUUGCGUCGGAGGGAAAGUCUCAGGAUACCGACAGUGGAGUUGAGAAAGCCGAACUGCGCCCUGGUGGUGCUUCACCGACUCCACCGUGCUCGUUGGACGAAAUGUUCUCGAAUCGGUACACUACUAGCAACCACUCUUAUGCCAAAAUUUCUGAAGGGUUCGAUCCCGUUAUCUGUUUGUACCCAUUCCAUUCUAAACCUAAGCACUUUGAAAGGAACAGACCACACUAUGGCAGCGGUGGUAGGUGGGGUAACAACGAGCCAAGAAAUGAUUGGAAGCAUGACAAUCGAGGUGAUUUCCGCAGGCAUCCGUAUAACAAAAGACAGCGACCGUCGUGGAGCCACCACUAA